Gossypium raimondii (Peruvian cotton) is the source of this 1422-nucleotide messenger RNA. RefSeq names its product 50S ribosomal protein L1, chloroplastic. Gene Ontology annotation, molecular function: structural constituent of ribosome; RNA binding. NCBI's taxonomy places the organism in Eukaryota, Viridiplantae, Streptophyta, Magnoliopsida, Malvales, Malvaceae. The record is from RefSeq and is a predicted model, not a curated record. Gene Ontology annotation, cellular component: large ribosomal subunit. The transcript is spliced from 7 exons. Bases 124 to 1203 code for a protein of 359 amino acids. Gene Ontology annotation, biological process: translation.
UAAUCGAGAAACUUCACUGGACCUUAAAAACAUCUCUUAUCCUCUUCUGUUUUCAAUAUGGAUAGAUAGAUAGAUAGCCCAACACACUGUAAAAGAAAAAAGCUCUCACAGGAAACAGCGCCAAUGGCUACUUGUACCACCACACCUUCAUCAUCGUUGAUGAUAACAUACGCCGCCGCAUCUACUGUACACGCCCAAGCCCUCACUCCUUCCGUUCUAUCCUUCAAGUCCAACAAGCCUACCUUUUCUAUUAACCCACUUGCUCUCAAGACUUCUAUAGACAGAAAAUCCGGCAUCAAAUGGGCUAAUCUAUGUCCCCAGAGAGAUUCCAAGCACCAUGUCGUGGCUGCCGUGGCUGCGGAGGCUGAGGUGGCUGAGGCUACCGACGAAAAUGAUGGAGUGGCAGCUGAGGGUGGCACCGCUACCGCUAUUGCUACUGCUCCGCCCAAGCCCAAGAAAGGAAAGGCUGCGUUGCCUCUUAAGAGAGACAGAACGAGAUCAAAGAGAUUCUUGGAAAUUCAAAAAUUAAGGGAAACCAAAAAGGAGUAUGAUCUAAAGACAGCAAUAUCUUUGUUAAAGGAAAUGUCGAGUACAAAGUUUGUAGAGACAGCUGAAGCCCAUUUCCGCCUUAACAUCGAUCCCAAGUAUAAUGAUCAACAGCUGAGAGCAACUGUGAAUUUGCCUAAGGGAACUGGUCAAAAGGUUAAGGUUGCCGUUCUUACUCAAGGUGAAAAGUUCGAUGAAGCAAAAAAUGCUGGAGCAGAUAUUGUUGGUGGUGAGGACUUGAUUGAACAAAUAAAGGGAGGAUUCAUGGACUUUGACAAAUUAAUUGCCUCCCCAGAUAUGAUGGUUAAGGUUGCAGGCCUUGGAAAGAUUCUAGGACCACGAGGGCUCAUGCCAAAUCCUAAAGCUGGUACCGUCACACCCAAUAUACCUCAGGCUAUAGAAGAAUUCAAAAAGGGUAAAGUUGAAUACAGAGCUGAUAAAACUGGGAUUGUUCACAUACCUUUCGGGAAAGUAGACUUCUUGGAAGAUGACCUUCUUGUGAACUUACUUGCUGCAGUAAAAUCAAUCGAAACAAACAAGCCGAAAGGUGCAAAAGGAGUGUACUGGAAAAGUGCACAUAUAUGCACAUCAAUGGGUCCUUCGAUCAAGUUAAACAUAAGGGAGAUGCUUGAUUACAAGCCUCCAUCAAACGUUUGAAGAAUAAUGACCACUAACAGUUGAAAAUGUCUUGGACCCUUCAAUCAGCUAUGUGGCCAUUCUAUGUCAGAACAUGCAGUGCUCAAAUGGAAUUGGGCAUUGGGAUCGAAUCCAAGUGAAACUCUGCAUAUACAUUGCCUUGCCAGAUUAUCAUUCUGUAUACAGAUUUGGACUUGUAUCAUCAUGACUAAUAGCAUCAAUUUAUUUCUUGAUUUCUUA